Messenger RNA from Rotaria sordida, 846 nucleotides. The record is from the annotation of a GenBank genome assembly. Lineage: Eukaryota; Metazoa; Rotifera; Eurotatoria; Philodinida; Philodinidae.
AUGUCAGCUAAUUCAAUAAAUGAUAUUAAAGUAGAUCAUUUUGGUUCAGGAAUUGAUUAUUUAGCAACAACAAGUCUUGGUCCAUGCAUUGGCUUCGUUGUUCUAUUAGAUAAUAAUCAACAUAUAUUUAUUGAACAUCGAAGUUCUGUAUACAUUCCACCCUUAAUCAAUUUGGCAACUGUUCGUUUAUGUUUUCAAAAUGUUGCUAAACAUGUCUCUGACUUAUUACCAAUAUCAAGCAUAACGAGUGUCUGGAUAUUUGGUGGAUUGAGUAACGAUUUAAAUUAUAGUAAAUUUCAAACAUUCAUUGAUGAUAUCAAUAAAUCAUCUUCUGACAAUGUGCUAUUGAAAAAUAUCAAAUAUGGUGAUGUAUGUUUCAAUUUGGGUACUAAUUUCCCAGAGAAUGGUGAAUGUAAUAUCGAUUUACUUGUUAGUCGAAAUUUGGAAGAAGAAAAUCAUACAAUCUAUAUCAUUCAAAAUGUCACAACAUUUACAGCAGGAAACGAAAUAAUUGGUGUUCUAGCCAUUGAAAUAAAAACUAACAAACGUUCGUUUAUGGUUAAUGUUUUUCAAACACAAAAUAAUCAAAACAAAACAGUGAAGGAAAUCAAUUUUCUUGUUGAAAGUAUAAAGUAUUUUCGUUUACGUGCUGAACGUGUUGGUGCAGAAGAAGUUAAAAAUGAUAUGGCAGCACAAUUGAUGAACGAUGCGAAACAAUUGUAUAAAAAAACAAAAGCCGAUAAGAAACGUCAAAUAGAGUUAAUACCUGCUGAUAAAGAAAUAUUUGAGAAUUAUGGUGAUAAUAAUGUUGAACACGACAGUGAAGAUGAAGAUCAAUUUAUCUAA